AUGAGCAUAAACCUGUACGAUGCUACAAUAGCAGAGAGGUUGCCAGGCUGCCGUGCCCAACGCGUGGACCUAGGCCGCGCGGAAGGCGAACUGUUCAUGUUCCCUGUAAACCCGACUCCGCUCGGCCAGUGGCCCGGCAUCACCGGCGCCCCGGUGGACCACCGCGUCACGUUCAACAAGCAUGGCAUGUUUGCCGGUGUGGCGGUGCUGUUUACCGGAAAGCUUGAGGGCACGAGACUUGCGUGGUGCUAUUCGAUGCUUGAUUACGGCGUGAGAGACGUGGGCGCGACGGCGGAGGGAAAUCCGGAUGUGGACGAGGCGUCGCAAGAUGUGUUUGAUGGGCAUCAUUUGUUUGUGCCCCCCAACUAA
This is a messenger RNA of Daldinia decipiens, 369 nucleotides long. RefSeq lists its product as uncharacterized. NCBI's taxonomy places the organism in Eukaryota, Fungi, Ascomycota, Sordariomycetes, Xylariales, Hypoxylaceae. The record is from RefSeq and is a predicted model, not a curated record. The coding region runs from base 1 to 369 and encodes 122 amino acids. The transcript is spliced from 2 exons.